AUGCUCUCCCGCAUUCCCCCACAAACCCACAACUCAUACUCCGAAUUUCACGACUAUGCUCAACGGCCCGACUUGAUCAACCCCCAACCUCAGCAGCUCGCCUCCAUGCUUCAGACCCAACCCAAACCAUACGAUAAUGAUAAUCUGCAAGCCGGUCGCAAGAGGAGGGAGUCGGAGCUCGAUCAAAAUGAUCCCAACGACACCGCGGCAGUUCGACGGAGAAUAAGCCGAGCCUGCGAUCAAUGCAACCAGCUGCGUACCAAAUGUGAUGGCAAACAACCUUGUGCCCAUUGUACCGACAAUUCUCUUGUCUGCGAAUAUGCUCGCGCUCACAAGAAACGAGGGCGGGCGCCCAAGAAAGAGGCGGAUGCCACCGACGAGUCCAACUAUGUCAGUUCCACUCAACCAGCUUCCAACAAUGCGUCCGCUGUUCGCCAAUCGGCCGGACCCAGAAAGUAUUCGUCCACUUCCUACAACGGUCUCGAUGGGAAUCCCUUACCUGCCAACAACACACCCCCGAGUGCUGGGUUUGACGCCAACCACCAUCAGGCCGCUUUCUUUACCAGUUUUGAUCCCUCCUCGGGAGUGAGUAUUUCUGCCACUCGCCAAUUGCACGAAAUCGAUCAAUCAAUGGUGCCGCAGAUCACGCAAAGUCAGGCUAUUGAAUUUGCUGUCCCCAACCAGGCAUACGCGCCAUCCACCCUCGACUCCAUGCACGUGCAAGGGGCAGCACAAGGCUUUGGAUUUCCCCUGGGAGACGACUAUUCGGUCGCGUUCAUGGGCAAAGCUCCUAUGGUCGAGUCGCCGGAUUGGCUCGCUCUCACAUCGCCCAUGUUCAUCAACGACCCCUUGCCGGCUCAGCCUCGCAUCACAGAUACCCUAAGAUAUCCCGUGCUUCGUCCACUGCUGCCUCACAUUGAAUCAAUCAUUCCUCAAGCUUUGGCGUGCGAUCUGCUGGAGCAGUAUUUCACGAGUUCAACUUCAGCUUACCUGAGACCUGCCAACCCAUACAUAUUAGGCUACAUCUUCCGAAAGAAGUCCUUCUUGCAUCCUACCGAUCCUAGACCCUGUACUCCUGCGCUCCUAGCAAGCAUGUUGUGGGUUGCGGCACAAACCAGUGACGCUGCCUUCUUAACAACUCAGUUAGAUGCCAGAGCCCGGAUCUGUCAACGACUGUUGGAACUCACCAUCAACAUGCUCAAACCUCUAAUUCACAGCCACCCAAAUACCUCCGCCCCGACGCCAAACCCCAAUUAUCCGCAGAUGGCGGCCAAUGAUGGCGGUCUGGGCGCUCUUGUUGUGCCGACACAUUCGGGGGGUCACAGUGUCGAUCGGGCACAGAUUGACAACUUGGUGACCUACAUACACCUAGCUACGGUGGUGUCCGCGAGCGAACGGAAGGCAGCGAGUCUCCGGUGGUGGAAUGCUGCUUGGUCACUCGCUCGAGAAAUUCGACUGGGUCGUGAGCUCCCUCCUAAUCCGCCGGAACAGGAUGGCGAAGAGAACAACGCGGCGAGCAAUCACACAGACGGCCACUCGGGAGAAAAUCGGAAGACUUCUGUGGACGAGACACGGCGCAACUCUAUCGGUUACGUGUCGGAAGAAGAAAGAGAGGAACGACGACGGACGUGGUGGCUGCUGUACAUGCAAGAUCGGCAUCUGGCGUUGUGCUACAAUCGACCCAUGUUUUUCCUCAACAAGGAAUGUGAGAGCCUGCUGCAGCCGUUGGACGACGAUGCCUUCCAGGCAGGGCGCUUUGACAAGGCUUCGGACCCUACGCAACGAAGAAGAGGGUUGAACAUUGAAUGCACGUCGCACAGCGUGUUCGGCUACUUCCUGCCUCUGAUGGUGAUCCUGGGUGAAAUCUUAGAUCUCAAUCAUGCUCGCAAUCGACCACGGUUUGGCCCCAGGGCUAACAAGGCCAAAAACUGGGAUGACCACACAGACGAGAUCACUCAACAGCUGGAGGCGUAUGGACAGAGUCUGAAGGAUUUUGAGGCUUCUGGCGGACAUGCUCAAGAUACCAGUCACAAUGAUGUAGUUACCCCGUCAGUGGUAUCGGCGGCAACGAAUGAGUCCCACAGUGCUUCAGAGCUGGCGCUGCAGACCAAAACAGUGGUAGCCUACGGGACACACAUCAUGCACGUCUUGCAUAUCCUCCUGACCGGCAAGUGGGAUCCGAUCGCAUUGCUGGAUGACAACGAUCUCUGGAUUUCUUCCCAGUCAUUUGUAACUGCCACGGGACAUGCGGUGAGUGCCGCCGAAGCAGUGGCCGAAAUCAUCGACGAUGAUCCCGACCUGAGCUUCAUGCCCUUUUUCUUUGGAGUCUACCUUCUCCAAGGCAGUUUCUUACUGUUGUUGUUCGCCGACAAACUGCAAGGUGACGUCAGUCCCGAUGUGGUCAAGGCCUGUGAGACGAUUGUCCGAGCGCAUGAGGCAUGCGUUGCUACAUUGGAUACCCAGUAUCAGCGUAACUUCCGGAAGGUCAUGCGAUCAGCCCUUCAGCAAGUACGAGGACGCAUCCCCGAGGACUUGGCCGAGCAGCAGCAUUGGAGACGCGAGGUGCUUGCGUUGUACAGGUGGACUGGUGAUGGCACUGGCCUUGCAUUAUAA
Fonsecaea multimorphosa CBS 102226 is the source of this 2613-nucleotide messenger RNA. RefSeq lists its product as uncharacterized. The transcript has 2 exons. Bases 1 to 2613 code for a protein of 870 amino acids. Gene Ontology annotation, molecular function: DNA-binding transcription factor activity, RNA polymerase II-specific; zinc ion binding; DNA binding. NCBI's taxonomy places the organism in Eukaryota, Fungi, Ascomycota, Eurotiomycetes, Chaetothyriales, Herpotrichiellaceae. The record is from RefSeq and is a predicted model, not a curated record. Gene Ontology annotation, biological process: DNA-templated transcription; regulation of DNA-templated transcription.